AUGUAUUUACUGAAUGAAGAAAGAAUACCAAAUACUGAAAGAGAUGAAUUAGAUAAUUUUUUUGAUAGUAUUAAAGCAACAGUAAGAAAAUUUUCACCUACCGACAUACACCUCGUAAAAAAUAAAAUAUUCUUUAUGGUAUCCGAUAUUGAAAGCAAAUAUAUUUUACCAAAGGAUAAUCAAAUAAAUACUCAACAAUUUCCUACAUAUUCUCAACACAGCAACAUUCAUCCUCAAGUACAAUCACAAUACCAUCAAUUUGAAAAUCAACCGUCUCUACAUUCAGCAACUUCAUCUCGUCCACCGUCAUCAGCUUGUGUAUCCACACAAUCAUCAACUUCAUCAUAUUAUGAAAAUUUUUCUCCUACGAAUUAUGAUUAA
Messenger RNA from Psylliodes chrysocephalus, 381 nucleotides. The record is from the annotation of a GenBank genome assembly. Lineage: Eukaryota; Metazoa; Arthropoda; Insecta; Coleoptera; Chrysomelidae.